Messenger RNA from Paramecium sonneborni, 1196 nucleotides. The record is from the annotation of a GenBank genome assembly. NCBI's taxonomy places the organism in Eukaryota, Ciliophora, Oligohymenophorea, Peniculida, Parameciidae.
AUGUUUGUUGAACAUUAUUAUAGGAGACUCAUAUAAUAGUAAUGUAAACUAAGUCCAAAGGAAAUUAAGACUGAUAGACCAUGGUACCCAAAAAAAGUCUAAAAUGAAACGAAGUUAGAGGAAUAUAAAUUUUUUAUGUUACCUCCAAACAAGAUUGUUAGUUUACUAAAAAAAAACAAAUUGUCUGCUCCCAAUGAAAAAAUAAAGGAAUUUUUGCAUAACCACUCUUUGAAAUAAAUAGUUGAUUUUGGCGAAACUUUACAAAGCACAAUAGAUAUAAAAGUACAAAGACCUUCAAUUUAAAAUCCAACUCCUAAAAAUAUAAAUGGAAUGGGACGAUAAUUAUUUCCAGUUAAAAGAAGACCAAUUUAAUUACCAUCAACAAGAAUUGUUACUGAGCCAAGCAAGAAAUCUUCUUCUAUUUGCAAAAGUGUGCAUAAAUUAAUUAGAUUAAAAUAAAGCGACCAUUAUUAGGAAGAGCUAUAUAGUAUUAUUACUAAGCUAAAUAAUUCUCCUUUGCAUACAGAUACAACGAGCUUAUGCAAAAAAUAAAUAUAACCUAUAAAAGUUGUGUAACAGCAACCAUAUAUAAAACCAGAAAUUCCAAAAAGUGUAUUGCCAUAUCCACCAAGAACAAAAAAACAAUUAAGAUCAUUUCUUUUGAGGGCUCUUAAAAAAAUAAAGGCUUUAGGUCUAACAAUUAAAUAUGUUAUGGAACAUAAAAUAUUUUCAAAAAAACCAUAUGAAAAGAUCAAUUCAAAAGAAUUUAUACAUGCUGCUAAAUCAAAUAAAAUUGAAGAUGUUGAAAACUAUCUUUAAAUAAAUCCUUAUUUAGUAUUUGAUUUUGAUUUUUAUAAUAUGACAGCAUUACAUUGGGCAUGUAAAAAAGGUUAUAUUGAAAUUGUGAAAAUUUUACUAAAAUAUCAUACAGAUAUUGAUGGAAUUGAUAUCCUAUAUCGUACUCCAUUAAUUUUAUCAAUUUAAGAAGAUCAUUUAGAUGUUACUCAUUUAUUAUUAACUUAAGGAGCAUAUCCUUGGAGUACAGCAAUAACAGAUUUAAAAAGUGUUCUAGAAGAAAAUGAACGUGCUUAAAUAUUACUAACAAGAGUUAGAAGAGUAAUUUAUAAAUAUUAUUAUUAUAGUUACAAAUUAUGGCUAAAUGGACUUAAUAAGGAGAUUAUUUGAAUCUAAUUUGA